UUGCCCAUCGAUUUACGAAUUUGUUUCUUUGUCCAAACUCCGUAGAUCUCUAAUCGAAAGUGGACGUCUUGAAGAUUUCCCAGUCUUUAGCUUGUGAAAAGGUUUCAAAUUCCGUAAUCUCUCAUCUAGGGUUUCGGUUAGAUAUUCUCUUUCUUUCUUUCUUUGAGCUCGAUUUUAUUCAGAGAUGGAUAAAGAUAAGCCAUCUAAUCAUGGCGGAAGUUUGUUACCUCCAUCAGGGAGGUAUUCUCUUCAUUCAUCUCAUGGAACUGGUUAUAGCGUCAAAUCGGAGCUAUCUCCAUCUCCAUCUUCUGCAUUACCUCCUUUAUCACGUAACGGUGUUUCAGACUCAGGUUUCAACCAUGGAAAGUCUUUGGAUGUUAAGCGCUUUAGUCAUGAUAUUAGUCAAAUGCCUGAUAACCCACCAAAGAAAUUGGGUCAUAGACGUGCUCAUUCAGAAAUUCUUACCCUUCCAGAUGAUUUGAGUUUCGAUUACGAUCUUGGCAUUGUUGGUGGAUUUGAAGGGCCUUCUAUGUCUGAUGAGACUGAUGAAGAUAUGUUGUCAAUGUAUCUUGAGUUGGAUAAAUUCAAUUCUUCAUCUGCAACAUCAUCAGGUAUUCAAGCUGGUGAAUCAUCUUCUGCUAUGGUGGAUUGGCCAUCUUUACCAACUCCAACCUCUUCUGCUAUGGUGGAUUGGCCAUCUUUGUCAAUUCCAAUCUCUUCUGCUACUGCCACUGCCACUGCCUUCAAUGAAAGGCCAAGGAUUAGACAUCAGCAUAGCCAGUCUAUGGAUGGUCUAAGUACAAUUAAUCCAGAGAUGCUCAUGUCAAACACAGAAGAAUCAUCUGCAGCUGAUGCCAAGAAAGCCAUGUCUGCUACGAAGCUUGCCGAACUUGCUCUGGUGGAUCCAAAGCGAGCUAAGAGGAUCUGGGCAAAUCGACAAUCAGCUGCCAGAUCCAAGGAAAGGAAGAUGAGGUAUAUUGGUGAGCUUGAACGGAAAGUUCUAACCCUGCAAACAGAAGCAACUUCAUUGUCUACUCAAUUAACCCUGUUGCAAAGAGAUACAAGUGGUCUGACUGUUGAAAACAAUGAACUGAAACUUCGGUUACAGGCAAAGGAGCAACAAGUCCAUUUGCAGGAUGCUCUAAAUGAUGCAAUAAAGGAGGAAAUCCAGCACUUGAAAGUUGUAACAGGACAAGCUAUUCAAAACGUUGGACCAAUGACGAACUUUCCAUUGUCUUUUGGAUCUGGGCAGCAAUUUUAUGGCAACAGUCAUGCUAUGCACACUCAUUUAACUGCCCAGAAAUUUCAGCAACUCCAAAUCCAAUCACAGAAGCUGCAACAACAACAACAACAACAACAACAUCAUCAUCAUUUAAACCAGAUUCAGCAUCAGCAGCUUCAACCUCAAACAAGGGCCUCCUCGUCCUCUGUGCCUUCACCAGAUCAAAAGGAAUCUUCAUUAGACGCAAAAUCUUCAUCAUCUGUGAAGGAAUAGAUUCAUGAUAUUAUUAUCAGUUUGUGUGUGUUCUUGGAGGUAAUCCCGAAUCCUCAGUUCAAAUCACCUGUAAGAUAGUCUUUGGCAUCUAUUCUUUUAUGUAUGAGACUAUGUAUUCUUCUUGUAGUAGGGCUUAUGCAAUAUGUUACCUUAUUUCAGAACAUAGAUGGAGAUUGAUUUAUUCAUUUGUAGACAAAAAAAAGUGGUUUUAUUUGGAUUUUGGUUGAAGGAGAUAUAAUUUUAUUCUAUUUGUUGAA
Molecule: messenger RNA, 1752 nt
Organism: Impatiens glandulifera
Lineage: Eukaryota; Viridiplantae; Streptophyta; Magnoliopsida; Ericales; Balsaminaceae
Product: probable transcription factor PosF21
Exons: 4
Coding region: 185-1495 (436 amino acids)
Biological process (GO): regulation of DNA-templated transcription
Cellular component (GO): nucleus
Molecular function (GO): DNA-binding transcription factor activity
Source: RefSeq, a predicted model, not a curated record